GAAAUGGCUCCAUCACCCUACGACCGCGCCGGCGAAACCGUCGAGUUCCUACGGCAAAAACUGCCCGAAUCACUCGCUCAACCUCGAGUUGCAGUGGUGUGUGGAAGUGGAUUGGGAGGGUUGGCGGAGACGGUGAAUGAGGGUGUGAGAGAGACGUGGGAGUAUAAAGAUGUGCCGAAUUUUCCGAUUAGUACUGUUGCUGGACAUGCGGGCAAACUCAUCUUCGGCACCAUGGGACCGCAGUCGAAUCCUGUGCCGGUGGUCUUGCUGGUUGGACGAGCGCAUUUCUACGAAGGCCACUCAAUGGAAGCUGCUACUUUUGCUACUCGAGUCUGCAAACUCCUCGGAGUUGAGACGAUCAUCCUGACCAAUGCGGCGGGAGGGCUCAACCCGGAGUACAAUGUGGGUGAUGUCGUCUGUCUGAACGAUCAUCUGAACCUCGCGGGUUUGGUGGGUGAGCACCCACUUCGAGGACCCAACGAUGACAAGUUCGGCCCACGAUUUCCACCCCUCUCGGAUGCAUACGACAUCGUCCUCCGGCAACUCGCACACAAGGCGUGGAAGGAGAUUCGCCAGCAAGAUGCAAGCCAGAGGAGGAUGCACGAAGGUGUGUAUGCGUUCGUCUCGGGCCCGACAUACGAGACUCGAGCGGAAUGUCGCAUGCUUCGUAACCUCGGUGCGGAUGUCGUUGGCAUGUCGACAGUGCCGGAGAUUGUCGUAGCCAGACAUGCUGGUAUGAGGGUGCUGGCAUUCAGCUUGGUGACCAACUCAGCGGUGUUGGAGCCGACGGUUCGAGCUGAUGCCCCUGAGCUGCAAGGCUUGUCGCGCGAGCAGCUGGAUGAGUAUCUCAGCCGCGGUAAGGCAAAUCAUGAGGAAGUCCUCGAUGCCGGCAAGCAGGCUGCUGUCGACAUGCAGAGCUUGGUACUCCGCAUCGUAUCGGAGUUGUGAUGGUGUGGUUCCCAAAGUCAUAGAGUGGACCUUCAACCAGAACCCUUCUUCACACCGCCCUUCCGCUUAUCUUUGAGCUGGUUGUAAAAUGCCUUCUUUCCGCUGGUCUUCCCAGUCUGCACGUCACCGUACUUCUUCUUGAAACGACCCGUCUCCCGUUCCUUUUCAAGGACCUCCUCGACGAAUGUGCGCUUCCUCUUCUUGUUCUCGAGACGGCCGCUGAAGUAUUCGGUUGGUCCUUCGAUAAUGGUUCCCACCUGACUGUACUCAGGAGCCUGCAUCUUACCGCCGUCUUUCUUGUAGUGACGGUGAGG
Zymoseptoria tritici IPO323 is the source of this 1262-nucleotide messenger RNA. RefSeq lists its product as uncharacterized. Lineage: Eukaryota; Fungi; Ascomycota; Dothideomycetes; Mycosphaerellales; Mycosphaerellaceae. The record is from RefSeq and is a predicted model, not a curated record. The coding region runs from base 4 to 948 and encodes 314 amino acids. The transcript has 3 exons. Gene Ontology annotation, biological process: nucleoside metabolic process. Gene Ontology annotation, molecular function: purine-nucleoside phosphorylase activity. Gene Ontology annotation, cellular component: cytoplasm.